This is a messenger RNA of Chelonia mydas (Green sea turtle), 1657 nucleotides long. Its product is annotated as olfactory receptor 10A2. Gene Ontology annotation, biological process: G protein-coupled receptor signaling pathway. Gene Ontology annotation, molecular function: olfactory receptor activity; G protein-coupled receptor activity. Lineage: Eukaryota; Metazoa; Chordata; Testudines; Cheloniidae. The transcript has 2 exons. The record is from RefSeq and is a predicted model, not a curated record. Gene Ontology annotation, cellular component: membrane. Bases 58 to 1002 code for a protein of 314 amino acids.
UGUGUGAGACUUUUGCCGGGAACAGAUCAAGGAUACAAGCCCUUCAACUCCUGUAAAAUGAGCUAUACCAGUGAAACUGCACAGAGGAAUCACAGCACGGUGACCCAACUCAUUUAUCUUGGCUUCUCCCAGGAUCCAGUGACACGAGCAAUACUUUGCGUAGGUUUCUCCAUUAUCUACACCAUCUCCCUGAUGGGCAACAGCAUCAUCAACCUCAUCACAAUGCUGGACUUGGCCCUCCACACCCCUAUGUAUUUCUUCCUCUGGAACCUGUCCUUUUUGGAGAGCUGCUACAUCUCUGUCACCAUCCCCAAGAUGCUGGUCAACUUUGUCUCUGAGGAGAGGACCAUCUCCUUCACUGGGUGUACCAUCCAGAUGCAUUUCGUCCUUUCUCUUGGGACAGCAGAGUGCUACCUGCUGGCCGCCAUGGCAUACAGGGCCAUCUGCUCCCCUCUGCAUUACCCCACCAUUAUGAAUCCCAGAGCCCGUGCCAAGAUGGCUGCUGUCUGCUGGCUCUAUGGAAUCCUGAUGCCCAUGAGCAAAGUGAUUUGCAUCUUCUCCUUGCCCUACUGUGGGCCCAACAAGAUCAACCACUUCUUCUGCGACAUCCACCCUGUGCUGAAGCUGGCCUGUGGGGACACCUCCAGGAGCGAGGUCUUCAUUGUACCGAUCAGCCUAAUGAUCACUGUCAUCCCCUUCCUAAUGGUGCUGGUGUCCUAUGCCUGCAUCCUCUACACCAUCCUGAAGACAACUUCAUCCGAGGGAAGGCACAAAGCUUUCUCCACCUGCUCCUCCCACCUCACCGUAGUCAUCUUGUUCUACGGUUCAACCUGUGCUAUGUACCUGCAGCCCAAGUCCAGCCACGUAGCGGACAUGGACAGAGUGGUGGCCCUAUUUUAUACCGUCGUCAUCCCCACGUUAAACCCUAUGAUCUACAGCCUAAGGAACCAGGAGGUGAAGGCUGCUCUGAAGAGACUGAGGGGGAGGAAAAGAUUUUCAUGAAAGAUUUAAAAGCUUUGGAGCUGUCCAGUUCAAAUUAGGACUUUUUAUCAAAAUAAAUUAAAAAUUACCAAACAAUUUCUUCUGGCUGGGUUUUCACAUUACAGCAUCUUUUCUCUCCUCUCAUGUCUAUGGUUCUGAUAUAUGAGGACCUGUCUGAAAACUAAAGCCAGGCAGCUGAACUUCUUUCUUUCUUUCUUUCUUUCUUACAGUUACUUAGGAAUAAAUGUACUGAUGCCAAUGUUGACACCCUGGGGGCUUGUUCACAUGGGGAUACUCAAGAAAAUUAAUCCAAAUUAACUAAAGGUGUGGAUUAAAAGUGGAUUAGCUAAACUACAUUAAACCCGUCUGUGGGCACUUUCAUUUGGAAUUACAGUGGCCUUACUUUGGAAGUGGAAUUAAACUAACCUGAAUUAAGGCUAUAUUAAUUUUGAAUGAGAGUGUCCACACAUGGGUUUGAUGCAGUUUAUCUAAACCUCUUUUAGUACACAUUUGGGCCUGUUCUACACUAAAAAGUUAGCUUGACCCAGCUUUAUUGCUCAGGGGAGUGAAAAAUCCACACCCCUAAGCAGCAUAGUGAAGCUGUUCUAAUCCCCAGUGUAGUCAGUGCUAGUUGGCCAGAAGAAUUCUUUCAUCCACCUAGCUACUACCUCUUGGG